Messenger RNA from Giardia duodenalis, 1815 nucleotides. Its product is annotated as NLI interacting factor-like phosphatase. Gene Ontology annotation, molecular function: RNA polymerase II CTD heptapeptide repeat phosphatase activity. Bases 1 to 1815 code for a protein of 604 amino acids. Lineage: Eukaryota; Fornicata; Diplomonadida; Hexamitidae. The record is from RefSeq and is a predicted model, not a curated record. The transcript has a single exon.
AUGCUUGCCCGCCCCUGUAGCCACGACCUUGUUGCAAUGCAGUCACUCGCCUGCAUAAGAUGUGGGCAAAAGUUGCCCCAUGCAGAAGUUGUGAUGCAUUAUCAGUAUCGGGACGGGAAGUUUAUAAGGCGAGAAAACUGGCUCCAACAAUACAAGGAUGCGGUGCUGAAGAGCAAGAAGCUUAUUCUGUUCCUCGAUAUCGACAAUACCAUCCUCUAUGCAUGGGGAAGCGUCAAGGGCCAGCCCCUCCAGAACAUCCAGCGGAUCAAUUCGGUUAAUUUGAGCGCUCAUCAUGCCUUCCGCAUGUCCCGCGAUAUUGUCUCCAAGCGUGCGUCCUAUGCAUCCAAGUCUGAAUACCGCGAAGCAUUUCUAGAUGUAUAUUUAGCAGAGGCCGAAGACUUCUUCUGCGGAUGCCCCGAGCGCGGGCUGCAACCUACUGCCGUCGAGGUGCAGGGACUGCGGAUGACGAUAAUGUUUCGGCCCGGUAUCUUUCGCUUCUUUCUAAAGACAUACAAAACAGUCGCCAUCAUCAUCAGCACGCUAGGAACGCAGGAGUACGCCCAACAAGUUAUCAAAAUGAUAGAUCCCCAGCGCAUGCUGGUGUACGAGCUCCUGGACAGGAAGCUGGCAAACAGACACGGGGACGCCAGUGCCGAGGUAACACACGAUGAUGAGGGUGGGGCAGUCAUUAAUUUUGAGGGCGAGUGUGGCAAUCUAGCCGACCAACAUCUAUCUGAUUUAGACAACCACAUCAUGAAGGGUGUGAACCGGUUCCUUGGGGGCAUCCAGCUUCUCAUCGACAAUUCCAUAGCAAUAGACAACAGCUCGGUCCCGUGGAGAGGAACCAAAUGCGGCUUCCUCAAGAGCUUUGACUUUUACGUAGCAAACGGUCUGGAUUGCUUUAAUUAUAUGUGGCAGCAGCAGGUCUAUCCCUUGGAGUCGCUAACAAAAGUUGUCACAGGAUAUUGCAAGAAUGACUUCACAUUCCUAGCCCAGAGGAAUAAGCCUGUGUAUGACCAUCGAUUCUAUACGUUUUCCGUCGCCCAGCUGCACUCUUUCAAGAAUAUAUUACGUUACAUCCAAUCCUCCAUGCAUCCUGAGGAAUUCAAGCAAACAGAUGUGCUACAGUGCCAAAGCGCUCGAGAAGCGGUCGAGGAAAUUAUGGGCAAGGUCCUCAGAGGAUGCGUCAUCUACAUACCUUUUCUGCCUAACGCAGCUGAUCUUGUUACAGAAGGGCCUUACAUCGUGGCUGCACAAUGGAAACGUAAGACCGAGACGCUGAUGGACUUCCGUGUAGAGCUCAUCCACUUGCUUGGAGGGCGGGUAGCGAUGACCUUUGACAACGAGGUUACUCACGUCCUUGUCUCCGAGAGCGGUAGCUUGUGGAAGAAAAGCUAUGCAAAGUGUGCUCAUCUGCUGUUAAGGUGCAAUCCAGAUGAGGUUUCUCCGGGCUUAGUGAAGGCUGCUCUUGGAGAUUGGACCGAUAUACAAAUUCGCGGAAAUGGCACUGGUGAUCAGGACACAUCAGAGCUUUUUAUUGUGCCAGACACAUUUAUGUGCUAUGAUCCCGGUGAAAUCAACCAAACAUGCACGUCUGUCUUUCCGUUUCACGCGGUCACACAAAACUGGCUGAUGACAAGUGCGCUGCUCUAUCGGAGGCAAAGUGAGCUGUUCUAUACACGCUGCUUCCUUGCUCGUGGGCUUCUGCCCUCAAAAGAGACACCUCCUCGGUCGUCUGCGGACAGAACGGGCAACAAAAAAGAUGACUACGAUGGAGAUACCAAUUGUCAUGAGGAAGGACGCCCUCUCGGCUAA